UAGGAUUAGGUGACCAUGGGAUGAUGAUUAUUGGGAACAAGUGUGAUUUAGUGUUUGGUAGACCACUAAUGGCAUUACGAAGUGAAAAGCUUGCUCAAAAACAUGGAGCAUACUUCUUCGAAGUCAGCGCCAAAACAAACGCCAAUGUCCAAGAAGCAUUUUACACGUUAUGCAGAGAUGCAGUUUUAAGGAAAUAUGGAAAGAAGAAAGACAAGACUGCGCGUAUUUUCCAACGACUUCUUCAGCCGUUCUUUGGCACAAAGGCACAUACAGCCACAUCAGUUCCAGAGGAGUUCCAGCAAGAUCCGUACGCGUUAGGUAUGUUUGAGAGAGCUUUAAGAGACGGAAAAGAGAAAGAUCGGUCAAUUAGAAUUAACGUCGUUGGCAACUACAGACAAGGUAAAACAUCUCUGAUAAGACGGCUUAUAGGAAAGAAAGUCAUUGAUGUUUCAAGCACAGAUGGUAUAGAUGUCAUUAAUUACAAAUGUCAUCAUACAGCGGAUGGAAAAUUUUCUUUAAAAAAAGCUGAGAAAGGAAAAGCUAAAUCUGACAUCGUAGAACGGCUGGUUUCUGUUGCUUUGGCAAAUGAACAUCAGAACGAUGUACCAAGUAUUACAAAUACAGACAUUUAUCAGGGAGAAUCUGAAUUCCGUACGUUAACAACUACAUCUGAGACAACAAAGGCACACAUUUCUCAAAAGGCUGGAAAACGCAAGGAAGAACAAAUAACUACAGACCUAUAUCGCCAUCAACAGGAAAAGAUGGACUCAUCUAACAUGGAUAAAUCUCCCUCUGGGGAUGGAAAACAACUUUCAAGGUUUGAAAAUACCAACAGAAUUCCAGUGUUGUCUGUUAAAGAGAAGGAAACAUUUGCAAAAGAACUCACUAAAAGGAAAUCAAAGACAUCAAACAUAGAGACCGAAACGCUGUUCGACAUAUGGGAUUUCGGCGGACAACAAAUAUUCUACGCCACCCAUACGCUUUUUCACAGUAAAAAUGCGAUUUAUCUACUGGUAUUUGAUCUGUCCCUGGAUUUAAAGAGCGUAAUUGUUGAUGGAGAUUUUCAAGAAGAAUCUGAUGAUAGAGAUAUGGAGUAUUUUCUUCGUUUUUGGAUGAAUUCAAUUCAUUCCUUUGUUGGCUCAGAGGAUGGUUCGGUUCCCACAGUUAUUCUUGUAGGUACUCACAAAGACAAAGUAAAGGGAAAUUUAAAAAUCAAAGGCAAAUCCAUUGAAAAAUACUUCAAUGAAAUAAGAGCACUGUUUGAUGGAACUAAAUUGUUAAAUCAUAUACAUUCUGAAAACUUCGCAGUUGACAACCUUAUUGCGAAUGAUGAAGCAGUGUUGGCAUUACGCGAAACCAUUAUAUCACUGGGAGAUGCAGAGUCAAAAACAAUAGAAAUACCAGCAAAAUGGAUUCAGCUGGAAAAGUCUCUACGCACUAGAGCACAUUUCAAACUAAUCCCAUUUGAAACUGUCCUUGCCAUCGAUGAAGAAAACUACGUUCCUAUCGGCGAUCCAGAACAAAUCAAGUUGUUUCUGCGAUAUCACCAUAGUAAAGGAAUGCUCAUCUAUUUCGACGAGGAACCACUAUCAGAGCAUAUUGUUCUUGAUCCACAGUAUCUAAUAGACGCUUUCAAGUGUAUAAUCACAGCUGAGCGUUUUUGUACUAAUGAUCCAGAUAUAAGACCUCUUUGGAAGAUAUUACAUACAGAAGGUAGGCUAAAAAAAGCUUUAAUUGACAAGCAGUGGAGAAAAGAUGCUGACAAGAUGUUCAUUAAACACAAAGAAAUAUUGAUUUCCUUUCUCACUAAACACCACAUCAUUUCUGAAGCCACACGAUUUGACGACAGUACACAACAAUCGUUACGGCUUGGUUGGUUUGUUGUUCCAAGCUUGUUGAAAGCCCGACUACCACAGGAAAUGCAACUAUUCUUGAUAGACAAGAAGCAAACCAGUGUCCGUUUUGUGCUGGUAUUUGAAAAUUCAACCAUAGUUUCAACGGUAUACCAUCGUCUAAUGGCAGCUCUUAUUGGGAAAUGGCCGAUUGCACAAUUUGGCACAAAAGUCCUCAUUUCCAAAGAUAAGUGUGUUGUCCGACUGAAUACGGAUCAUGCUGGACUAGCAGAGAUGGGGUUUGAUACAAUUGAACUGACAGGCGUUAGUCUUCGUCCUUCUGCGAUUGUUUGUCCUAAGCAAGCAGAUAUUUUCAGACGAUUUUCGGAAGCGGUUGUCAUUCAUGAGUUUUCAAAGUUGGAAAGAAAGAACAGCGGACAAACCAAACCUUAUAAAACGAAGUACAGAUGUAAUGAUGAGAGACACAAUGGAAGCGGAAGCAUCAAAACUAUAGACGUUGACAAACCACACGACAAAACCAAAAUUCCAUGCCCAGAUUUAUUCUCCCAUGAAAUAGAUCUUAGGAAAGCCAGGUCGGAAUGGUUUCAAGAUCGUAGUGAAAACAUAGUUGUCCUAAAUGCGGAAUUAAAUGACAAGAUUUUGAGUAAAAUAUCACGCAGUAUAGGAAAUAACUGGCAAACUCUUGGAUUAGAGCUUGGCGUGGCAGAGGUACAGAUAGAGCAAAUUACUGAGAACCAUCCAAACAAUACUGCAAUGCGGAUAUACCAUAUGCUGAAAUCCUGGUGCCUCCAAUCGACAGAUUCAGUAAAUAUGAAUGUACUGGUACGGAAAAUGCAAGAAUGCUCGAAUGUGAGUAUUCAGUGGGAUGCAGUUAGAAACAUUUGUGAUGAAAUAGACAGUAAAUAUUUGUCAUACAAAUUUUAGGUUAAGACUAGGCUAAAUGUUUUUCUAGUACAACAUUUGUUUUACCAGCAGCAGUGUCAUUUGUGUUAUGCCAAAGGUCAUAAACUUUAUAGACAGCAAUUUCAACAAAUAAAGUGGACAAUUUCAUGUGUAUGUAUGAAGGAAACGGAAGACGGUACACAAAUAGUGAAACUGGCAUAUAGAAAAGCUAGCUGUAAAAUAUUUUAUAAAUAAUUCGUUUGCACAGGUAGCCUAGCACCGUAUGCCAUGUGUAAUAUAUUUUCCAGUAAAAACAUCUUAGAAUUUCGGAGAAUAAAUCAGCCGAAGUCAAUUCUAACGACCACAUGAUUAACUUAAAUGGGCAUUCACAUACAGCGGACAAAAAAUUAAGCAUACCACAACAACUGGAAAAUCAUAUAAGAUAAUCAUGUGGAGGCCCUUGAAUGAGGAAAGCAAAGAAAUGACAAGAGUGAAUUAAUGAACUAAUCAUGGCUUGGAUACAUACUUGGCAUACUGGUAAGCAUUACAGAUUGACAUUAGAGAGUUAAUGAAAGAAAAGAACCAUAUUUUGUAUAAUAAUUGUUCAAUGACAUUUAAUGAAAAAUGUACUAUUAAAGCAAUGCAACAAUUAUUUAAAUAAAGCUAACUGAAAACCAAAUAUCAUGCAUAUUGCCACGUGUACAUUUGUGUUUAUCAAUUACAAAAACAAAUUGCAUGCGAACCUUACACUUCAAUGUACGUUUGAAUAUGUCUUAGUUUAUUUAUGAUUUUGCAUAAGAUAAAUUAAACGAUCGUUUAAAAUUAUGUAAUAUGCGUAUGUAAGAAAGAGUUGUCAAGGGUUUUCAGAAAUAUGAAAACCAAGGACAAAGAUUUAACUUUCACGUGGAGGUGUCAAUGUGUGUGUUUGUGGGUGUGUGUGUGUGUGUGUGUGUGUGUGUGUGUGUGUGAGUUUGUAAACGCUGCCAACUGGGUAAUUUCGUAUGAAUACACACCAACGUACUGGGGAUACGCCUCGAACCGGGGAAUUCCCCACUUCAUUUUAACAAUACCACGUUAUUCCUGACCUUCAAAUUAGUCAUACCUCGAAAUUUGAGCUGAUUCUGAGCGAUAGAAAUUUAUUCCCCGGUACGCCGGUUCUGGUCAUACACAUAUCUCACACACAAUCAGAAUUUUACAACGGUGUGUAUCUUUCGCCAUUUACUGCAGUUCCCCAGUUUACCUGUAUACAACUCGUAGUACAUACACACAAAGGUUUAAAUUAUUUUCACUAAUUUAACAUAAUGCUUUCGUCAUUAUAAGCUUAUGAGUGAAAAUAUUAUGUUGAUUAAUUCA
Molecule: messenger RNA, 4088 nt
Organism: Mercenaria mercenaria
Lineage: Eukaryota; Metazoa; Mollusca; Bivalvia; Venerida; Veneridae
Exons: 5
Coding region: 21-2777 (918 amino acids)
Biological process (GO): cellular response to insulin stimulus; regulation of exocytosis; signal transduction
Cellular component (GO): endosome; trans-Golgi network transport vesicle; plasma membrane
Molecular function (GO): GTPase activity; protein binding; GTP binding
Source: RefSeq, a predicted model, not a curated record